Molecule: messenger RNA, 1774 nt
Organism: Notolabrus celidotus (New Zealand spotty)
Lineage: Eukaryota; Metazoa; Chordata; Actinopteri; Labriformes; Labridae
Gene: adrm1
Product: adhesion regulating molecule 1
Exons: 10
Coding region: 212-1444 (410 amino acids)
Biological process (GO): ubiquitin-dependent protein catabolic process
Cellular component (GO): cytoplasm; nucleus; proteasome regulatory particle, lid subcomplex
Molecular function (GO): endopeptidase activator activity; ubiquitin binding; proteasome binding
Source: RefSeq, a predicted model, not a curated record
GGGAACCCCUGGGUUAGACCACCUCGUGGCGCCCUGACAUGACGUGCAUAAUAGUCACCUACUAGUAGGGAGCUCUUUUUUCCGAGUAUUCAGACAGCCCUUAAAUGCACCUUAAGGUUCGAUAGUUACAAGCAGCGACCAGAGAGGAGGAAAGGAAAACUUGUUGGGAACUUUUCUACCACAAAAUCAGUGUUUUCAUACAGAUCUAAAGAUGUCAUCAGGCGCUCUCUUUCCAAGCCUGGUCAGCGGCUCCAGGGGAAGCUCCAGCAAAUACCUGGUGGAGUUCCGUGCAGGUAAAAUGACCCUGAAGGAGAACGUGGUGACCCCAGACAAACGCAAGGGCUCGGUGUACAUCCAGCAGUCUGACGACUCCCUGAUUCACUUCUGCUGGAAGGACAGGACGUCUGGGAACGUGGUUGAUGAUCUCAUCAUCUUCCCUGAUGACUGUGAAUUCAAGCGGGUGAGCCAGUGCACCACUGGACGUGUUUACGUGCUGAAGUUCAAGGCUGGAUCCAAGAAGCUGUUCUUCUGGAUGCAGGAGCCAAAGACCGAAAAGGACGAGGAGCACUGUCGCAAGGUGAACGAGUACCUCAACAACCCUCCGAUCCCCGGAGCCCCAGGCAGCGGAGGCGGCAGCGGCCAUGAACUCUCUGCACUCGGAGGAGAGGGAGGCUUGCAAAACCUGCUGGGAAACAUGAGCCACAACCAGCUGAUGCAGCUGAUCGGACCAACUGGACUGGGAGGACUUGGUCUGGGAGCUCUAGCAGGACCAGGACUUGCCAACUUACUGGGCAGCGGAGGAGGAGCAACCAGCAGCUCUUCAUCCAGCUCCCGUAGCCAAUCAACAGCAGCCACCCCAUCCUCAGGAGCAGCCCCCAGACUGAGCUCCACUCAGGCCCCCACCACCCCUGUGACUCCUGCUGCCUCUGCUGUCUCCCCGACUACUGUGGCUCCCUCCACACCAGCCUCGGCUCAGACCCCAGUGGUCCCUGCCUCUGUGGGGAGUCCUGGCUCCCACCAGCCCAUCCAGCUCAGUGACCUUCAGAGCAUCCUCGCCACCAUGAAUGUCCCGGCGUCAGCAGCACAGGGAGCUGCAGUGGACCUGGCGAGUGUCUGCACCCCGGAGAUGAUGGCUCCCAUCCUGACCAACGCAGAGGUCCAGCAGAGACUCCUGCCUUUCCUCCCCAGUGGAGAAAGUUUACCUCAGAGUGCAGAGGAGAUCCAGAACACCAUCAACUCGCCUCAGUUCCAGCAGGCGAUGAGUAUGUUCAGCAGUGCCUUGGCCUCCGGGCAGCUCGGUCCUCUCCUGACUCAGUUCGGUCUGCCGGCAGACGCUGUGGAUGCUGCCAACAAAGGAGACGUGGAGGCGUUUGCUCGAGCCAUGCAGGACAGCAAAGACGCCAAAGAGAAGAAAGGGGACGACGAGGACAUGAGUUUGGAUUAAGAGCUCACGCUGCCAAACCUCAGUGAAAACAAAAAAAAUAAUCAGCUGUGAUUCCUUUUCUAAUCUUCACCUCUGUACCUUUUUGUUUACUCAACCUUUGUUUAAUGUUGUCUUAAACUUCUCCACACCAAAGACAACACAGGGUGAGCCGAGCUGUUUCACUGUGACCGCCAUGUUUGUUCUGAUAAUUGUUCUCUGAAAGGAGAGAGGAUUUUUCUCUGAAUUGAGCCUUAAGUCUGAUUUUUCUGUUGUUACGCCACAGUGCUUACUCUUUCCCACUUUUAUUGUGAUUUACUCUAAUAAAAAAAAAAAAUCACCAAGCAAACAAAA